This is a messenger RNA of Entrophospora sp. SA101, 180 nucleotides long. The record is from the annotation of a GenBank genome assembly. NCBI's taxonomy places the organism in Eukaryota, Fungi, Glomeromycota, Glomeromycetes, Entrophosporales, Entrophosporaceae.
AUGGUUGCUGUUGAUUUUAACAACUCGCCUACUGUUAUUCCAUGCAUAAUACCUGAUCGAGAACAAGAAGUUGAUAUUCAUAAUGGUGCUGAGGCUAGAAGGAAACGAAGGCUUCAACAAAGAAGAGAAUUAAUACAAAAAGAAAUGUCUACCCAUCCUCAAGAAUUUAAUGAUGAAUGA